GGCAGCCAUGCGUGUGGCGACCAACAAUGAACAUCGCAAUAAAAGUUAAAAUGUUGUGUAAAUGUGAUUAAAAAAUACCAGUAUGUGUAUGAAAAGUGCGAAGAGCUCACGAGAAUUUAAAUAUAAGUAAACUCGUAAUAGAUGUUGACAAUGGGUGUGUGUCAGCUGAUGCUGGUGUUGCUUCUGGGCUGGAUAACGGACACAGAAGCCCUAAAAGACGUCCAACUAAUAGCGCCAUCUGCCGUCCGCCUCGGCGACGAGGUGCAGUUAGGCUGCAAGUGGACGCUGGAGGGGAACGAGACACUUUACAGUGUGAAGUGGUAUCGGGGCAGGCAGGAGUUCUUCAGCUAUCUGCCUAAGGAGUAUCCUUUCACGAGGAUAUUCCCUCAGCCGGGGAUUGAUGUUGAUGUGUCGAAGUCGACGUCGCAGCAGGUGGCGCUGCGUGAGGCGACGCGCGCGCUCGCCGGCCGGUUCCGUUGCGAAGUGUCAGCGGACGCACCUUCCUUCCACACGCAAGUGCGGUCCGCGUUCAUCCACGUCGUAGAACUACCUCCAGACAAGCCAACAAUAAAGGCAGAAAAGGGAUGGUACGCAUCGGGUGACUCCCUUCGCGCACAAUGCUCAUCCCCGCCUGCAGACCCUCCGGCGAAUCUCACGUGGCUUCUCAAUGGACGAGACAUCCAGGGGAAGCCAGUAAUCCAGCAGCGCAUCCUGCCAAGCCCCGCCGUGUCCAUAGACUCGCCGUACCGCAGCUCUCCGCCCGGAGACGAGAACAACAACAUCAUAUUCAGCCCGUGGAAGGCUUUCGGCCCUUUUGUGGACACUGUACAGGAAGGUGAAUUGCUCCCAAGCCAAGACACAGUGGUGUUGCCGACGCCGAGACAGCCUGAUUUGUCCCUAGACGAGGAUGCCACGGACCCGAUACCCACGAGAGUGACGUCCAACAAGGUGGCAUCAGUAAGCCAGUUGUCCUUCAUGGUGCGUCCAGAUAGCUUCGAACGCGGCCAGCUACGUCUGACGUGCAUCUCUUCUGUGCACUCAGUGUACAGCGAGCGAGCAGAACUCGUGAUCAAUGAGGAGCGACCGCAGAUCGCGUCAGUGCUGGGCACUAGAGACCGAGCAGAUGCCGUCCCUUCAUCGUUGGCGCUUACGCUGUUUUGUACAUCGCUAACUAUUUACGAGAUAAUAAUCAGAGUCCUCCGAUGAUGUCAAGCCCCGGGCGGCUGGACCUUAGCAGUUUGUACAUAAAAGAAUUUUAAUAAGGACUACCAUUAUAACUAUUAUAAGAAUCGGUUGUACUAUAACUACUCUGCUACCAUAAGUUUAGGGAUGA
Molecule: messenger RNA, 1333 nt
Organism: Cydia amplana
Lineage: Eukaryota; Metazoa; Arthropoda; Insecta; Lepidoptera; Tortricidae
Exons: 9
Coding region: 142-1206 (354 amino acids)
Source: RefSeq, a predicted model, not a curated record